Molecule: messenger RNA, 1769 nt
Organism: Seminavis robusta
Lineage: Eukaryota; Bacillariophyta; Bacillariophyceae; Naviculales; Naviculaceae
Source: the annotation of a GenBank genome assembly
UGAAGAGCAAGUGGAGAGCACACCGAAGCCAACAAACCAAACCAUGGAAGGACAAGGGGUGACAAACUACUCUGUGGACAAGCCAACCUAUGCCUUCAGUAGCAGCACCACCGAAUUUGAUGAUGCCCUGAUUCGAAGAGGAGUGGUGACGUUAGAGCAGGCAAUUGGAGGCAAGGGAGCAUCGGAAUCCGAAGCGCAGCGAUUGGCAGCAUUAGCCAGGAGCAGCAAGGAAAAUCCAGACAAGAGUACUACUGUCAAUAAUAGUGACGUUGAUUCGGAUGACGAAUUUCUGGACGACGAUGAUUUUAUGGCCCAAUAUCGAGCCAAGCGGUUGGCAGAAUUAAAACAGGGGGAACAGCAUGCUACCCAAUCUUCCAAAAAGUCUACAACCUUUGGGCAAGUGGUCCCCAUCCAACGCCCAGAAUGGUCUCGGCAAGUCAAUGAUGCGUCUCACAAUGCAUGGGUCGUGGUGACACUGACAUCGUCCAGCCAUUCGGAAAUCACAGCCCCCAUAGAAUCCACCAUUGAUUCACUGGCCACACAAUGUCCUUCUGUGAAGUUUGUUACCAUUCCGUCGACCAGCGCCAUCGCCAACUGGCCCGACUCCAAUCUACCAUCCAUCUUUAUUUAUAGAGACGGAAAAAUGGCACAAGAACUGGUCCAAAUGAAACAGAUAUGGACCCCAUUGAAACUCGUGGAAGAAUUGGCAUCUGCAGGAGGGGUAGAGUUUCCAGCAGAAGAAAUUGAAAAUGUCAAGGAGUACAAUGCCAAACUGAACCAAGAUCGACAAUACACGUUACGGAGGCAACUGCAGAUGGAGGAUUACGAAGAAGAAGAUGACGAUCUGGUCAUGUGAUCAAGAGGAGAGACGUCAUCAGAGAGACAUCACAAAAAAUGCAAUCAUCCAUUGCUGCCGUGACAAACUGCUACCGUAUCCACUUCCCUAUGAUCCAAGGACAAGUAUCGGCCACGAGAAACGACUGAGUCUGGCUGCUGCAUAUUCCCCUUGUCGCACAUGCAAACUACUCUACUCUACGGUUGGGCAAGGGAAACUCACAAGAACCACAGUAAUAUUGUAAUAUGCAGGAAACACCGGGUACCGUGGACUGGUGUUUGGCAAUGAAUAAUAAGCACUGCCUUGCUACGGUACGCUUGAUCUAGAUGGCUAGUUUUGUUAUAGGUGAUAGUGGUUGAGGACCGGAAUAGCAAUAAAAAUGUAUUGCUACUACCAUAGUACAACUUGAAGACAAAACCUCACUAUGCCUCUUUCACAGCGAUAAAGGUAACCCCGUCAUUUUCGUCGCCAUAAGGCCGACCAUUCUCCAUACCAUCGGUGGCUUCCUCCUCGUCCCCAUUGUUGUUGGUUGGUUGCACGGGAGUAUAAGAUGGCUCCUCUUCUUCUUCCUCUGGCAGAGGCGGCAGUGGAUCACAACACGGACACAUGUCCCCAUAGAAGAGUCGCAUCGCCAAGAAUCGAUUGCCUUCGUCAUUGGCUUUUCUCAUGGCGGCCGUUCGUUGAUUUUUGCGGGCGGUUUCUUUCUUGCGUUUCUCGCGAUUUCGUCCGGCCUCCCGUACAAUAUACUUGUACGUAGUCAAUCCCUCCUUGUGGAGUACCCAAUGAAAGUAGAGCAAUUGUAGUACCAACGAUAAUGCCAAGGCAUCAAAUGCCACAAAUCCAAUGUAAAUACCGAUAAUGGCUCCAUCGGCAUUGGCGUUGAACCAGGCAUUGGCACGGUCUUUGGAGGCACCUCCCAGUAAAAUGUCAAUAG